UCUCGGGAGCCGUAGAUUUACGGUAAAGCAAGACGUGUAUCUUUUUUUCCCCGUAGAACAGGAAGAACAUUUAUCAGUGAAUACGAACCAGCAACAUGUACAGCCGAUGCUAAGCUUUUGACCUAUUAGAAUAAACUAUAACAUAUUUCUUUAAAAUCGGUUACUAAUGUAUUCGAGGAAGGAUGUCGUCCGAUUUAAUGUUAGACUUCGAGACUCAAGAACAACAAAUGAUGAACAGUGAAACUGGCACCAUGUCCAUCGACCAGGAUGGCGAGUGGGACAUCAGCCUGUUUGACGAGCUGGACAACCUUGGAGAUGCAGACGAACUUCUUCAGGCCUUGGAGUGUGUGGGAUAUGCCGGCCCUGACCUCGACUUUGACAUGGACCUGCCUCCCUGGAGCACUGACACAGGCAGCACCUACACAGAUGGGGAUCUGAGUGUGGACUCUCUCUCUCCUGCCCGUACCAUGAGCUCUGUCACCUCGCCUGCAUCCCGAGAGGCCCUGUCACCUUACUCCAUACAAGAUGAUCUAGCCAUAUCUCCUCAGCCCUCUCCUGCCGUCUCUGUCUGCUCCGAGUCCAGCGGCUUCUCAGAGCCCCCCCUGCCCCUGGCCAAGAGGGCCCCCAAGAGGACCAGUCAGGCCACGCGAGUCAAGCCAGCCCAGCCAGUGAAGAUGCCUAUCCAGCUCACCCCCAAGGUAUCCAUCCAGCCCAGACCAGUUGUAACAGCUGUAGCCCAGCAUGCCGCGGGCCCUCUCCAGACCAUCAUCAUCCAGCCCCUGCAGACCACCCUGGUGCCUCACCCUGCUGUGGUCAAACCUGCCCCUGUCAGCAUACAGCCAGCGCCACCUAUAGGUGGUCCGUUGGUGCUGUGCCAGCCGGCCCAGGUGCUGCAGAUCCACACGCCACAGGCAGUCACCGGGCACCUGGUUACCAUGCCAUCAUUGACCCAAGAGAGGCCCGCCCCCAUUGCAGUCACACUCCACAGCCCUGGCUCUGACGAAGAUUCGAAGGUGUCCCAGCGACAGCAGAGGAUGAUAAAGAACAGGGAGUCGGCAUCUCAGUCCCGUAAGAAGAAGAAAGAGUACCUGCUGACGCUGGAGGUCCGUCUCAAGAUGGCGCUUUCUGAGAACCAGCUGCUCAAGAACGAGAACGGCACCCUGAAGAGACAGCUGGAGGGACUACUAUCAGAGAACAAGGUUCUGAAGACCAGUGCUCCUAAGAGGCGGGCCAUUUGUCUCAUGGUUGUGCUGGUGUUCCUCAUGCUCAAUGUUGGACCAAUGAGUUUGUUUGAAGGUGGCCGUGGCUCUAAACUCCAGGCUGGCUCUAUGCACAGCGGCAGACAUCUGCUGGACUUCUCCCAAGAGACCGAGACCCCGGUGGGCCCCGAAUCCCUCCAGACCACCCCUCCGACCCACCGUUCGGAGGAUAAGGCUCUAAUGGUGGUGAAGAAGGAUCCUCUGUUUUUCGGACCUCCUCCUCCGUGUCUGCCGCCUGUCAACAGGACCAAAUGCCUCAGGUUGAACCAUGAGCUGCGAGGCUGGGUCCAUCGACAUGAGGUGGAGCGGACCAAGACCAGACGCAUGAGCAACAGCCAACACCGAGCCAACAGGACUAUCCCUAAAGAGGAUAAGAAGGCUGAGGUGUCCCAGGUCCUAACAGUCCAGUACACUGACUCCACAGAGAAGAGCCCAGGUAAUGAGCUGCAGGUGUACUACGCUCCUCACCGCACCUACAACGACUUCUUUGAUGAGAUUCAUCGCCGUGGAGACACCUUCUACGUGGUGUCUUUCCGCAGGGAUCACCUUUUACUUCCCGCUACCAGCCACAACAAAGGAAGUAGGCCCAAGAUGUCUGUGGUGUUGCCAGCCAUGAAUAUUAAUGAUCGUGUGAUCAAGGACAAGGAGUUUGAGGUGAUGAUGCAGAUUGACUGUGAGGUCACAGACACCAGGAUCCUCCACAUCAAGUCCUCCAGUAUCCCACCAUUCCUGCGUGUCAACCGCACCGACACGCUGUACCCUGCUUCACCUGCGGACGGCAAGGCCACGCCUCCUGUCCAGGUGCUCAUGGGUUCCGCGUAACCUCUGUCAACCAAUCGAAUUGACGCACAAACCCGUAACUCCCACCAACCAAUUUAACAGUGGAAUUGAAAACAUGGAACAACUACAAACGUCUGUUCUGCUCCACCAGUUUAACAGAUGGAACAACUACAAACGUCUGUUCUGCUCCACCGGUUUAACAGAUGGAACAACUACAAACGUCUGUUCUGCUCCACCAGUUUAACAGAUGGAACAACUACAAACGUCUGUUCUGCUCCACCGGUUUAACAGAUGGAACAACUACAAACGUCUGUUCUGCUCCACCAGUUUAACAGAUGGAACAACUACAGGCCACAUGUUUCUAUUUACCUUCCAUUCUUUUUUUAAUUUUCUACAGAUCUGAGAGAAUUUUUAAACGAUUAUAUACUCAAAUGUAUUUGACUGAACUUUGGUAUCAGGUUUUCUCCCUUAUCCUUGAUUUGGAUUAUGCAAUACCAAGCUAGCUCAAAUGGUCAGUGUCACUUAGCCAUUUUCUUUUCAGCUCUGAUAUCCGUCAUGGUUGUUGAAGGUCAAAGACCAGGACCAGGCUCUGUGUGUGUCUAGACUGGCCAGGACUGACCAGAACCAGGCUCUGUGUGUGUCUAGACUGACCAGGACUGACCAGGACCAGGCUCUGUGUGUGUCUGGACUGACCAGGACCAGGCUCUGUGUGUGUCUGGACUGACCAGGACCAGACUCUGUGUGUGUCUGGACUGACCA
Molecule: messenger RNA, 2798 nt
Organism: Salmo salar (Atlantic salmon)
Lineage: Eukaryota; Metazoa; Chordata; Actinopteri; Salmoniformes; Salmonidae
Gene: atf6
Product: activating transcription factor 6
Biological process (GO): regulation of transcription by RNA polymerase II; endoplasmic reticulum unfolded protein response
Cellular component (GO): nucleus
Molecular function (GO): DNA-binding transcription factor activity, RNA polymerase II-specific; RNA polymerase II cis-regulatory region sequence-specific DNA binding
Source: RefSeq, a predicted model, not a curated record